This is a messenger RNA of Trifolium pratense (red clover), 2517 nucleotides long. Its product is annotated as protein MICRORCHIDIA 6-like. Gene Ontology annotation, cellular component: nucleus. Lineage: Eukaryota; Viridiplantae; Streptophyta; Magnoliopsida; Fabales; Fabaceae. The record is from RefSeq and is a predicted model, not a curated record. The transcript is spliced from 20 exons. Gene Ontology annotation, molecular function: ATP hydrolysis activity. The coding region runs from base 213 to 2186 and encodes 657 amino acids.
AAUAAUUAAUUAAUAAGGAGAGAGAGAGAGAGAGAGUAAAAUGCCAUGCUUGAAACUUGUUGGCGAAGGACCGUACUUAGUCAGUCAGAGUCAGGUGUGUGUGAGAAAUUUCAGUCAAAAACCAUUCUUUCCUCUUUCUUGCUUGCCACCUUAACUCAUUUCUCCGAUCACUCUCAACUCGCUGCGUUCAACUCAACGAUUUAGUUAUAGAGAUGGAUGUUAUGGAGGUUGUGAACUUAUGUAGUGAUGAUGAAGGGGAGGACGGCAUUGUAACUGUUAGUAGUGUAAACCCGCAUCAGACCAACAAAGAAUUAUCAACCAAAAAUCAGAAGUAUCAAAGUCAUUCUACUAAUCAAGUUUCUGAAGAAACUAUACUAUCCAGUGGUGAAAGUUUGUGCCGUAGUUAUACGGGUACAUCCGGACUUUCUAGUCCACAACCACUUUCUGCAACACCCGAUUGUAGGAAGUUUUGGAAAGCAGGAAACUAUGAUAAUGGGCUUGGUUCGAAAGUCGGCUCCCAACAUGCAAAAAACUAUCUUCAUGUCCACCCUUUGUUCCUUCACUCAAAUGCCACUUCACAUAAGUGGGUAUUUGGUGCCAUAGCCGAGCUUCUUGAUAACGCAUUUGAUGAGAUCCAAAAUGGGGCUACUUCUGUUAUGGUGGAUAAGAUUUUAAAUCCGAAGGAUGGAAGUCCAGCAUUGUUGAUUCAAGACAAUGGUAAUGGAAUGGAUCCAGAAGCAAUGCGGCGUUGCAUGAGCUUUGGAUUUUCGGAUAAGAUGUCAAAUUUUGCAAUUGGACAGUAUGGAAAUGGUUUCAAGACUGGUAGUAUGAGACUGGGCGCAGAUGCAAUUGUCUUCAGCUGCCACAUGAAUGAUAUGGCAUGUACAAAAAGCAUUGGACUUCUAUCUUAUACAUUCUUGACGCGAGCACAGCUUGACAGAAUUGUAGUGCCCAUGGUAAGUUAUAAGUGUAAUACAUCAACAGGAUACCUGGAAAAACUAAAUCACCAAGAGCAUUUUACGUCUAAUAUGUCCUUGCUGCUGGACUGGUCUCCAUUUCUAUCAGAAGCAGAAAUUGUGAAACAAUUUGACGACAUUGAAAAUCAUCACGGUACGAAAAUUAUUGUCUUCAAUUUAUGGUUCAAUGAUGAUGGGAAUUUAGAACUAGACUUUGAUACUGAUCCUGAGGAUAUUCUUAUUUCUGGAGAUAGGAAGAAGAUUAGUACGCUUCCAGCCUGGAAGAGAGUAAAUGAGCAACAUAUAGCUAACCGGCUUCAAUAUUCUUUACGUGAUUACUUGUCUAUAUUGUACUUGCCGGUACCAAAAAGUUUUAGAAUCAUAUUGCGAGGGAAAGCUGUGAAGCUUCGUAACUUAGCAGAUGAUCUCAAAGAUACUGAGUUCAUCGUGUAUAGACCACAAAAUGGUGGUUCCGAAGAGGGAUUAUUUGUGACCACAAUUGGAUUUGUUAAAGAAGCUCCUGAAGUCAGCAUCCACGGCUUCAAUGUCUAUAACAAAAAUCGGCUGAUAUUGCCAUUUUGGCCGGUUGUGAAAGAUUUAAUCAAUAGGGGUAGAGGAGUUGUUGGCAUAUUGCAAGCAGAUGAUGUUCAGCCAACUCAUAAUAAGCAAGAUUUUGAGAAGACUUCCCUGUUUCAAAAGCUUGAAAUGCGCUUGAAGGAUAUGACAUGGGAAUACUGGGAUUUACAUUGUCAUAAAAUUGGGUAUCAGCAAAAGAAGCGUAGAAAUCUAGCUGGCCCACUUAAUUCAUCAAUGAAGAAAUCACUUGUUAAAGAAAACCCAGUUGCAUUGGAUAACUGUUCUUCACCUGUGCCAGUAUCUAACACACAAGGCGGAUCUGAACAAACAUGUCUUACCAAGAGGAAGACACGUGGAUUUAUAGAUCAUCGUGAGAUGAAAAGGCAAGCAGCGGAAACAAAUGUAACAGGUCUUUGUUGCAAUCAGAAAGUACAGACUACCGCAUCACCUGCAGACCAGACAGUUGACCAACAAACUGUGAACUUACUGGAACAGAAGAAGAAACUCAUAGCUAAAUGUUCUGCAUUUGAAAAGGCAGAGAAGGAACUUAAUCUUAAGGUGACAGAGCUUAGGAAUAAACUUGAAGAAGCAAACCUCAAGUAUAACAGACUUCUGGCCGAAGCAGAAGAAUUAGACUGUCUGGCUGAACUAUAAGCAAACAGCAUAAUGAGCUACAGCUAAAUCGCGCACAGUUCUUGUUCCCUCUUAAAGGUUUUUGGAUAUUUUGUUUGUAGAUAGAAGUAAGCCAAAGCUGAGGUCUGCCUUUUGUAUGUAUGAGAAAAAAGUACUCUGGACUUCAGUCAGUAACUGAGCAAUUAAAGCAUAGUUGAUAGUAUUAGUAUUACUAGUCCUAUGUUAUGUUUGGGCCUUCUAUGAUUGGUUAUUUUUCUUUCUGUGACUAUUUGUAAACUUUGGUAGUCUAUCUUGGCACACCUUGUGCUGAGGAGACUAUUUGUUAAUAUAUCUCAUUUUAGCUUCUUCAAAA